Owenia fusiformis is the source of this 5284-nucleotide messenger RNA. NCBI's taxonomy places the organism in Eukaryota, Metazoa, Annelida, Polychaeta, Sabellida, Oweniidae. The record is from the annotation of a GenBank genome assembly.
AGAAUGAAGAAUAAGUAAACACCAAAACAAAACAAGACCGAAAUGACAACAUGAGUAAAAGGCUAAGGUCAACAUAGUCAGAAUAGCGUACCUUUAAAUCCCAUGUAAACAGGACAAGAAAACGGUUAAAAACAAGAAUUAUUAAACGUUACGGCCUGAGAUGCAAGGCCGGGUAACGCUAGGAGGCAUCAUCUGGAUUACCUUACUGAUCUCGUCAUGGUUGACGUGUACAGAUGCAUCAUGCAGUAACUGUCUCAACCCAACACUGUGUAACGUUGGAUCGAAUGGUACUGCUAUAUGCACAGAUUACCAAUGUAUAAGAGGAUACACCAAUGCUCCAGCAUGUAAUAUACCAUGCAGUGCUGGCUUCUUCGGAGUGAACUGUGCAAGGAUCUGCCACUGUAUCAAGGACUCUCUUUGUUCAACCAUCAAUGGAGAAUGUACCAACUGUUCUUCUGGCACAGGCUCCUGUACUUCAGCCCCUUGUGACCCAAGAUGGUCCGGAGCUGGCUGCCAGACAUUACUACCUGUGAUAACCUCCAGUGAGCCUUUCAUGUCUGAGGUGACAUGUUCAGAGAUGACAGUGUCCUGGUUUAAGUGGGACGAGGCCAUAGAUGUAGGAGAGCCCCCUGUUGGCCAAUAUAGGGUUGAAUAUGAAACAAACAGCAGUGCCAUUUGGACAGAGUUUACAAGAGUCGCCCAUGUAGAUGAGACGGGGCAGUACAAUGCCACACUUUAUAAUGUAACUGAAGGUACCACAUACAGCUUCCAUGUGAGAUCAGCUAGGGUGAAGUAUGGAAAAUACACAGUUGGUAUUCCAGGUAGUGCCUCAUCCCCAGUCCUGCCAAACUGUCCAACCCCUACUCCAGAAACUACUACCAUGGCAACAACAUUGGAAAUUACAACAACACCGGUAAUUACAACAACAAUGGAAAUUACAACACCAGAAAUUACAACACAGAAAAUGACAACAACUGAGAAAAUUACAACAACUGAAGAAAUUACAACUGAGCUACUAACAACAGAACCGCCUACCACUAUUACUUCUACCACCACAGCUACCACCACAGCUCCAAUCACAACAACCCACAUUCCUACAACAGCUACUUCACCUACUAUAGCUACUACAACAGAGGAAAUUACAACAACUGAGGAAAUUACAACUGUAGUGAUUACAACCACAUCUAUUCCAACAACAACUACAACCAUACUGACUGUGCCAGGUCAGGUUCAGGAGAUUGUCAUAGGGAAUGUGACAGGUUCAGAGGUGGAGAUCAGUUGGCUGCCCCCUGAUCCCAGUACCUCCCACCCUCCGACAUCUUACAGAGUUAGUACAAACAUGUUGAAUAUAGGUGACUGCAAGGGCAGUAUAGCUCCUGAUGAGAAGUCAAUAGAUGUCCCUAGCAACACUACUAGACUAAGGAUAGAGGCUAUGAGUCCAUGGAGCAGCUACAACAUUACAGUUAUAGCCAUCAAUGAUGCUGGGGAGAACACUGGGAGAAGUGUACAGGUUGUUACACCCGCUGUAGGCCCCACGUAUAGUGUCCAGGAUGUCAAUGUUGGGAACAUUACCUCACGCUCAGUCUACCUGACUUGGAGCAUGGUCCCCUGUGCUGCACAGAAUGGUCCAGCUGUGGGGUAUGAUGUGGUCAUGCGUGGCAGGGGACUCUCUACUACUAUAAAUAGAACAGAAGAGCUCUAUAUGAAUGUCACCUGGCUGGUGCCAUACACAGAAUAUGAGCUGAAUGUUGUAUUUGUCAAUAAUGUCGCACAUGGACCUGAGGUUUCACCUAUAAUAUUUUCUACAGAAGAGUAUGUACCAGGGGCCCCAAUGAAUGUCAACAUAGGCAAAGUAACGAGCACUUCAGUCCUGGUCACAUGGGAGCCCCCAAGACAUCCUAAUGGCAUCAUUACCAACUAUACAGUUACCAUCUUGGACACGGAGGACAGUGUUGUGGAUGAGAUCACCAUGACAACUACUGACAACAUGAAUGUGUCAAAUCUAUAUUGGAAUUCUACAAAAUUAAAGCCAUUUGUGACACAUUCUGUGAAGGUUACAGCUCAUACAAAAAUUGGGCCAGGUGUACAAUCAGCCCCUCAACAAUUCACUACCCUGGAGGACCUACCUACAACAGCAUCUAGCUUCACGAGAACAUUCCGCAAUAUUUCCUGUAUUACAGUAUCAUGGGAUAUACCUAAUCAGCCUAAUGGAAACAUACUCAGUUAUAAUCUCACUUUGAAGGCAGGUGAAAGUCACUCUAGUAUUGACAUCACAGAGACUGUGCACAUCUCAACUGAUCCCUUCACCUUCUCAUACACUGUGUGUGAACUGUUCCCUGCUACCAACUACAAGUUCACUGUGGCAGCGAUGAAUGGCGCUGGUAUAGGUCCAAAGGUUGAGAUGGAUAUAUGGACAGAACAAGGUGUCCCUCCUCAACCUGAUGCUCCUAUUAUACAAGAAGUAGGCAGUAGUAAUAUCAUUGUGACACUAAAACCUGUCAUACUAAAUGCUGGUCCCCUAACAGCUUACUAUGUAAUCUCAGAGAUAAGUUCUGCUGAAAGGACAAGACGCCAAACUAUAGGAGAUGAAUGUCUUCCAGCUUCUGAAUUAGGAUUCCCAUCAGGUUGUUUCCAAGCUAAAUUGUUAAAUAAUGAUUUACGACAGGACAUUAAGUUUACAGUUGGAGAUAAUCGCACAUAUAAUGGCGUCCAAAACUGGCCAUUGAUGUCUGAGAGUGAAUAUUAUAUUACACUAGGUGUGGAGAGUACACUUGAUGGGGUCACUAAGGUAAAUUGGGCAGGAUUGGUCACUCCUGUGAAAACAACCGCAAUAUUGAUGCCCAUUACUGGUGGGGCCAUGAGUACCACUAUAAUCAUCCUCCUUGCUGUCCUCAUCCCCCUUUGUGUGAUCAUUAUCAUCAUCAUCAUAGUUAUUGUCGUUAUUCUCCUGAAGAAGCGUAAAUCAAACAAAGAGGAUGAUAUAUCAUGGUUGAGCUACUAUAAGAACCAGUAUGGCAGUGAGACAGGAAGGGGUACACUUGCAUGGAGUGACAUACAUGGAUUGAAUGAAUCACGUCACAUUACAACCUCCAUUGAUAGCCAUGGUCCUAAUAUACUCAAUACAACUGAUCUCAAUGACACUAUACCCAUUGUUGAUUUUUGUGACCCAGAAAAAGCCAACAUGCUGUCAUUUGAACAAGAAUAUAACAGAUUACCCCAUGGUCAGCACAAGAAUUGGGACGUGGCUAUUCGCCCAGAAAAUGAUAUCAAGAACCGUUUUGGACAUCUUUUGGCAUAUGACCACAGCAGAGUGAUCCUACUCGAGCCAGAUGAGCAAGUUCAAUCUGACUACACUAAUGGCAAUUAUAUAGAUGGCUAUAAGAAACAUCAUGCAUUUAUCGCGGCUCAGAGUCCUUUCAAUGACGUUACCAUCAGUGACUUCUGGCAGGUGAUUGUACAAGAGAAUGUUGCACAGGUUGUCAUGAUUACGAACCUUGUAGAGGACAAAAUCGUAAAAUGUGAACAGUAUUGGCCUGACUCCGAUACAUACAAUCUUGGUUCUAUGAUCAUCCGACAUGUGAAAACAAUAGAUUUUGCCAAUUACGUUAUUCGAACAUUUGAAAUGUUUAUCGAAGGUAGCCCCAAAAGGCAGCUACAGCAGUAUCAAUAUCUAACAUGGCCAGAUCAUGGAGUACCCCCAGAUCCUAUACCCUUUAUAGACUUUGUUAAGAAGGUUGAAUUGAACAAACAUUCCGAAGAUGGUCCUAUACUGGUGCAUGAUGGCACUGGGGUUAGCCGUUGCGGAGUGUUCAUAGCACUGAACAGACUUUUCAAACAGGCAAAAUCAGAAGGCCAAGUGAAUGUGUAUAAAUGUGUCAGUAGGAUGAGGAACAGCAGAAUCUCAAUGGUGCGAACAUUCCAUCAGUAUCAGUUCAUCUAUGACUGCCUUAUGGAAGAACUACACAUAAGCAACAACAUCGCUGACUUUGAACUGAAGACCAUGUACAAGAACAUCACAGCUCACAAUGAGGACUCUGGGAAAACAUACCUAAGGGAACAGUUUGAGAGUUUGUGUGAAUUCACUCCUGAAAUACCAAAGGAGAAAUGUAAAAGCGCAUACAGGUACCAAAACAUUGAUAAGAAUAGAGUCGACGAGAUAGUCCCCGCUGAUGACCACCGACCAUAUAUUGUGACUCCAGGGGGUCUGAACAGGACAGAUUAUAUCAAUGCAGUGUACAUGGACUCGUAUAUUAAAUCUGAUGGCUUCAUUAUCACUCAGAGUCCCUUGCCAGACACAAUCAUUGACUUCUGGAAGCUGAUCUAUGACUACAAGAUCAACACAAUUGUUAUGCUCAAUGAUAGGGGAUUCAAGGAUGAAUCCUGUCCUGACUACUGGCCCCAUAAGCCAGGGGUCCAUCAUUAUGACCCAAUGCUUAUCAACCUCAUUAACACACAUUCCGAGGACUCUGUCACAAUACGAACAAUAAAACUUCAAAAUGCUCAAAAACCUACUGAGGAACCCAUGCAAGUCAAACAAUUUCAAUUCAAUGGGUGGCCAGUAUAUGAAAAGCUACCAACAUCACGAGAAGCCUUCAUUAGCCUCAUUGAGCUGAUCCAGGGAUGGCACAGCCAUUCUGAUGACCCAGAUAGCCCUAUAGUGGUUCACUGUAUAGAUGGCGCCACUAGGAGUGGUUUGUUCUGCUCUGUGUGGACGUUGUUUGAGAAGAUGGCCAAUGACAAUCAGGCGGAUGUUUAUCACACGGUGAAGCAUAUGAAACGUAGAAGAUAUCAGGUCAUAAACAGUCUGGAGCAGUACAGGUUCUGCUACAAAAUAUUAUGGGACUUUAUAAACACUAGAAUGAUGGGAAGAAAACGCAAAUCAAAACUGGGAAAUUCGUCAAGAUCUGGGGACAAGUUAGGAACAACCAGAAGAGACAGUCUUUCUUACACAACCCUAUAUGACUAAAACAAAACUGGUAAAUUGUAUGAUUCCCAUGCUGUUCUUAUCCUGAAGCAGACUUUAAAAUAUAUACUACUAAGCUUUAUGAGAAGGUUUAGCAAUGUGUUUCAAAUUUCAAUAAUAAAACAUUCAUGUUGCUGUCAAAAGUUACAUAACUGAAAUUUUCACCAAAAAGUGUGCCAACCAUUUAAGGAAAUUCUUGUAUUCAGUAAUAAUCUGAGAGAGAAAACAUCUAAAAUUGCACAUAUAAUUAAUUAAAUGUAACAAUUUUUAUGAAUGAAAAAUAUCAUGAUUAUAAAUGUUAAGAGAUAAUUUUACAGAGCC